Molecule: messenger RNA, 1275 nt
Organism: Cyclocybe aegerita
Lineage: Eukaryota; Fungi; Basidiomycota; Agaricomycetes; Agaricales; Hemipholiotaceae
Source: the annotation of a GenBank genome assembly
AUGCCUCUCCUCAAAUCCCCUCCCCACCUCUCCAAUGCCGCUAGAACUCUCACUGCUCGCCAUGCAAUAUCCCCAGCAGCCGCUAGACACCGGCGCUGUAACUCCACGGUAGAACCUCCCCCGGCGGGUGGCCAUUUGCCCUCGAUCGCAACCUCACAGAUCCUGAGAACGAAGCGAGAAACUGCUUUGCGCACCCCUGGUCUCUCAUGGGCUGAUGAAGACGCCUCUGCACCCUCGCGCACUAUCGUUGGUGGCCGCGAAACGCGUAAGAUGAACACCUACCAGGCUAUCCGCGACGCGAUGGGCAUCGCUCUUUCCAAGGACGAAAACGCGGUAGUCUUUGGUGAAGACGUAGCUUUUGGUGGAGUGUUCCGGUGCACCAUGGGGCUGUCCGAGGAAUUCGGACGAGAACGCGUCUUCAACACGCCUUUGACAGAGCAGGGCAUUGCAGGCUUUGGGAUCGGGCUUGCGGCGAUGGGACACACAGCUAUUGCGGAAAUACAGUUCGCGGACUACAUCUUCCCAGCCUUCGAUCAAAUUGUGAAUGAAGCCGCCAAAAUAAGGUACCGUUCUGGUGGAUCCUUCAACGUCGGAGGACUUACCAUUCGCACACCCACCAUGUCUGUGGGACAUGGAGGUUUAUACCACUCUCAAUCUCCUGAAGGGUUCUUCAUGGCCGCCACCGGAUUGAAGGUCGUGAUACCCCGGUCCCCUAUUCAAGCUAAGGGCCUGCUUCUGAGCUCUAUCAGGGAUCCUAAUCCCGUCAUAUUUAUGGAACCUAAGAUCCUUUACCGAUCAGCUGUCGAACAGGUCCCGGUGGACGAUUUUGAACUUCCUCUUGGGAAAGCCGAAGUUCUCGUCCCCGGGUCGGACCUCACUCUUCUCACAUGGGGCACGCCAGUUUACCAUUGUGAGACUGCUCUCCAUAUGCUCAACUCCCCACCACCCUCAUUGGAGGCUGUCGUCCCGAAAUCAGCCCGAUCUGCGAAGAUUGAACUUAUAGACCUUCGAUCCAUCCUGCCCUGGGACGUCGAGAAUAUCGUCGACAGCGUCAACAGAACUGGCCGUCUGGUUAUCGUUCACGAAGCUGGGUUAACUGCUGGUGUUGGUGCCGAAAUUGCUGCUGAGAUUCAGAAGAGGUGUUUCCUCAAGCUGAAUGCUCCCGUCAGGAGAGUUGCAGGAUGGGACAUUCCCGUGGCAUUACACUACGAGAAAUUCCAUAUACCAGAUGCAGUUCGCAUUCUCGACGGAGUGAUGGAGACCCUGUCAUACUGA